Messenger RNA from Cladocopium goreaui, 1911 nucleotides. NCBI's taxonomy places the organism in Eukaryota, Dinophyceae, Suessiales, Symbiodiniaceae. The record is from the annotation of a GenBank genome assembly.
AUGGAUAUCUUCAAGCUCCGCCGGGCUCGCCACACGAAGUGGGUGGAGCAGUACCUGAUUGAUCAAAGGCUGAAACCCUUGGAGCCUCCAGAAAUCGCUGUGCUACGUAAAGAUCGAGAAGCAAUGGGCAUGGAAAAGGGCUUGACUGAUGGAGAGAUGAAGUGGUUGGGCUGGGUGGAGGCUGAUGCCCUUCUCAAUGGGCUCAAUCACAUCCUUACCGACAACAUGGGUGCUGUGACCCGUAUCUUGCAGCUGCUGGAUGAGAACGACAAGGCCCUGCGCUACAUCGAGCAGCUCAAUGAGAAGAUCGAUGAUCAAAAUAUGACAAUUGAGACGCAGGCCCAUGUGCUGCGCAUGCUUGGCUGGCCGACAUUGGUCACUGAGGAGGAGUUUGAAGUCAUUGAGAUUGAGGAUGCCGAGCCAGUGACACAGCAGCCCGUGCAGCUGAUGGAUGUGGCCGAUAGUGACAUGGACGAGCAUGCGAAGACAGCCAUGGAUGAUCUGAAGACAACCGUUGAUGAGCAGCCAAAGAAAGAUGUGAAGACAGCCGUUGAUGAGAAGACCGUUGUUGAUAUCAAGCAGCCAAAGACAGAUGUGAAGACAGCCGUUGAUGAGAAGACCGUUGUUGAUAUCAAGCAGCCAAAGACAGCCGUUGAUGAGCAGCCCAAGACAGCCAACAAGAUGGGUGGUAAGCCAAAACUGGCCAAUGUUAAGGUGGCCAAAACGGAUGGGAAGACGAAUCUGGCCAAGGUGGCCAAAACAGAUGGGAAGACGAAUCCGGCUAAGGUUGCCAGCAAGACCAAUGGCCCGAAGCCAGCCAUCAAGUCCACGGACAAGCAGAAGCCCAAAGUGGAUGAGGAGAUGAAUAUGGAUCCAAAGCAUUCCAAAGUUGCCAAAACUCAGCAGCCUCAUGUGCAGCUGCCUGCCAAGAAGGCCAUGCCGAAGCCACGCGAAAAGCUGGCAGACAAAGCGGACAAUUCGGUGAAGUGUGUGCUGCAAGAUAGCAAGCUCAAGGAUUUGUGUUGGCGACUCCCAGUUCUGAUUCUGAUCAAUUUGAUCUUUGAGGACCUUGAGAAGUGGAAUGGUAUUUGGUUUGACCACAGGCCAUCUGGAACUACUGAAACGAUUUUGUCAAAGGAAGAUGUGCUGAGCUGUGCGGGAAGAGUAGAGAUCUCCCAGAAAAUCAAUGACCUGGUGACAAAAGAUGCAGUGAAACUCUUUUCAAAGGCAUCAUCGCCUGACGUUGUGAUCAGCAGACAAAUCCUUGGAGAUUCACUGUGGAUCUUGGAGAUUGUUGCACUUCUGGACAUUGUGGUCAACAAGAUCACAAACAAUGUCCCUUCGGCAGUGCUUCAGCUCUUGGCCUUGGACCUUAAGGCAUUGAUGCAGAACCUAAGAAAGGUGAGGCGCAGCUGGAAGCACAUUCAGAAGAAGAACGAUCUUCCAGGCUGGCCACAAGCUGCCCUACGGUACCCAGAGAUUUUGAAGGUUGUUGAGAUCAUGCAAGAUCCAGAGGGUGCCGACGAUAGCCAAGAUACCGAGGCAAUGGAGGUGCCCAUGCCAGCUUCCCAUGAGACAUCUCGUCGUGGUCGGCCUGGCAUCGACUAUUCGUUGGAACUGACAAUGCUGGAUUCAACAGGCGGCAGUUCAUCUGACCAGCCAGAGGGCACCGCAGCUGAUCAGCGGGAGCAAAGCAAGACUGACCAGCCAGACAAGGAGACUUCAGACCAGUUUACAGAUGAUCAGCCGGGGACAGACAUGGACAACUCUGCAGCACAGCCGGACAAAAAGGAUCUCGAGGGCACAACAUGUGAUCAGCCCGAUGAAAAGAAGCCAUUGGAGGAGGAUGCGAAGCCAGAUGUGGAGGAACCAAUGGCAAAGAAGCAGAAAGUGGGCCGUGCUGUUGCAUAG